This is a messenger RNA of Prunus armeniaca (apricot), 300 nucleotides long. The record is from the annotation of a GenBank genome assembly. NCBI's taxonomy places the organism in Eukaryota, Viridiplantae, Streptophyta, Magnoliopsida, Rosales, Rosaceae.
AUGGCUCUUACGGUUGAGGAUAUUCAUAAAAUAAUAAUGGUGGGGAAGUUGAGGAAGGCAAAAAGUGCGGUGAGAGAAGGCAGAACUUUCAACGAAGUGGCGAGAGGUAUUCGUAUUGAUGAUGAGGUUUCUAGUCUUAUCCCCAAAGUUUAUUUCAAGGAAGUUGGGCCAAGCGGGGUGGACAAAGGGAAUAAUGUGUUGUCUAAUCCAAGCCUUUCUCAGGAGGAAAAUAGUAUUUCUGCUCUUACUACUUUUAAAAGCCCCAAGAAAAGAGCUAGAGAACUAUUUGAAGAAGUCUAG